CUCCCUUCUAUCACCCGGCUGCUGCCUUCUCGUUGCACGUUUGGUUGUUUUAUCCACUCUUGCCAUCUGUCAGAGUCGCUGCUCGUUCCGCUGCACUCUCCCUCCCUGUACUAUUUCCCAUUCUUCGCUUGCCCUUUGUCGUGAAUUAAUGCUGCUGUGCCUUUUCACUUAUAUGUCUGUCUUUCCCUCAUCUCACUCUUUCUCUUUUCCUGAUCUCUUUUUCACUCCUCUCCGCCUCCUGCUUGGUAUUCUGCAGCCCUUCCAUUCGUGCCAACUUGUCAAUUGCAAUUCCUCCAAAAUCGAUGUUCCUCACUCCACUGUAUCAACUUUUCGACCGUCGCGACCUCACGUCAGGCUACCAUUCAUAAUUUUCCGUACUGGCCCGACGUCUAUCACAUCUUGAGGUGUGCAAAGUCAUUCCCCAUCCAUUUCGCAUUUCUGUCACCUCAACUUCACGCCUUGUAUACCAUCGCGUCAUUCAAACGAAUUGUUCAACCUCAACACCUGCCACCACGUUCAUCCAUUUCAUCAAGGACGACCGCGGUCGUUCAUUCAUUAAUUCUUCUUGCCGGAUUUUCCUUUCCAACACUGUGGGAAAGAGGUUUUCACCCAGUCUCUCGUCGAUGGUUCCGGGAAGCCUCAAUUUUAGACGGUCGGCCAAAUCAGUAACCGCAGGCCGAAAAUGGAGUUCGGAGAUGGUAGAAGUUCGUCCAACGAUCUAUCAAGCGCGCCGCCUAGCGAUGCUGAAAGCACCCCUGGUCCUUUGAGCCAUCUUACAGCACAUCGCGACGCACAUCCAUCAGGCAAUCUUGGUGUUAGGAAUAGUUUGGUGGCAUCAGCCACGCCUGCAGGUCAAGCCACAAAGCUGGCGCCACAGCCUAUCACUCAGGUCGAUGUCAAAACCAAGCGACCACGCAAAAAGAAAGAUCCCAAUGCUCCUGAACCUGAAAAGAAAGAAAAGGCUCCCAAGAAACCUCGUGUCACUGGCACAUCACGGAAGAAGCCCAAAUUAGAAGCACCAGAUUUGAACAGCACCAUCGAGGUCCCUCGAGCGCCAAAUUCGGCUCUACAGUCAUCCACCUUGAAUCAACCAGUGUCUUUCUCUCCUGCAGCAGUCACAACACAACCUCGCUCGAGCAAUGUGGCGUCCGACUCACGUUUACCGAUGCACGGCAACGCCGUCCGGCCUCAAGUCCCCUCUCAGACCUACGAGUAUACUUUGAAUGUCGCACCACCACCUCCCGCACCACGCUCGAUGUAUGAUCCUAUUCGGUCCAUGAAUAUUUCACGCCUCGUCGAGCCACUACCUCGUCCCUCCUCAACGACACUCCAACCGACCCAGACCCCUCCUCGACCUAUUUAUAAUCCAAGCACCUCUCCAGCCAUAUCUGGUAUCAUCGACCACCCUGUACAAUCGCAGUCCACCACCUCAGCCAUGCAAGUCAUACAACCCAGUCCGGUACCUUCACACGUUCAGACUAAUGGCAAGAUUGCCACCUCGCCUACUGUCAAUGGGACUUCGACUGCUACGGAAACUGCACCUGUGGUUCUGGACCAAGCACCCAAGAAAUCAGCGACCUCCAAGAAGACCCCUUCAGAAGCACCGACACGCGCCACCUCACCGAAACCUUCACGGGCCAAGGAACAACCACCUCCUCCAGGCUCAGGCUUGUUAUCUGCUAGCCUGUUUGGUGGUGAUUCUGGUACGGAUGCCACCCAGAAAGAUGCAAAAGGUCCUAAUAUUGUGCUUCACAUUGACCUCAAAGACCCCAACAAUCGAGUGAUCAAUUUUGCUCGCCUGGCUGAAGAGAAAUAUGGAUUUGCUGCUCUCUAUCCUCGCCAAGCUGCUCAGAAGGAACGUCUGGCCAAAGUCGCGGCCGCUGGUGCUGCCUUGGAGCGAUCCGCAUCUGGUAGCAAAUUUGGAGGCACUUCUGCCGGAGAAAGCGGGGAUGAAGAUCUGAGUGUCGACAUCGAUCGCGAUUCAGACAAUGAUGGCGAUGUCCCAAUGUCUGGGGUCAACGGUCAAGACAAUAUCAACAGUGGAACUGACGCUCCUGAGCUGAAGAAGAAGCGAAGGAAAAAGGUGGAAGAAUACGACCAAGACGACCCGUUCGUCGAUGACAGCGAAUUACUCUGGGAGGCGCAAGCGGCGGCUAGCAAAGACGGGUUCUUUGUCUAUUGUGGACCGCUUGUCCCAGAGGGAGAGAAGCCUGCAGUUGAAAGAGCGGACGGUACCAUCAAACGCGGUCGAGGCCGAGGGCGAGGUGGUGGACCAGGUUCACGCGGUGGAAGAACCGCUGCGGCUGCUUCUGAUCGCCCUAGCGGACGAGGGGGCGGACCUGGGUCUCGAGGUGGCGGCAUCACUCGAAAACCUCGAAUCACCAAGGCCGAACGCGCUCAAAUGGAGACUGAAAAGCUCCAGCGGGAGAAGAUUGCGCCCCUCGUGGCUAAGCCGGCAGCAUAUCCUAGCUGAGUGCAAUUCCUGGGAGAUGUUGUACAUGACUUGUAUUGCAUACACAGAAUUCGGGGCAAGCGGCAUCCUUUGUUAGGAGACAGAGCAUUGGCGGAUUUCGGGCUGAGCAGGAGAUUUGUGUAUCCUCUGAGCUCUGUACUCUGGCGUCUUUCUUAGUCAUCAAAGCGUGAUGAUGACUUGGAUGUACUAUGGUAAUGACUGCAGAUGAGAAAUCAAUAUCCAGUCCUUCGGAACCAG
Exophiala xenobiotica is the source of this 2710-nucleotide messenger RNA. RefSeq lists its product as uncharacterized. The record is from RefSeq and is a predicted model, not a curated record. The coding region runs from base 683 to 2473 and encodes 596 amino acids. The transcript is spliced from 2 exons. Lineage: Eukaryota; Fungi; Ascomycota; Eurotiomycetes; Chaetothyriales; Herpotrichiellaceae.